Molecule: messenger RNA, 2746 nt
Organism: Malurus melanocephalus (red-backed fairy wren)
Lineage: Eukaryota; Metazoa; Chordata; Aves; Passeriformes; Maluridae
Gene: UBXN11
Product: UBX domain protein 11
Exons: 12
Coding region: 1-1425 (474 amino acids)
Biological process (GO): proteasome-mediated ubiquitin-dependent protein catabolic process
Molecular function (GO): ubiquitin binding
Source: RefSeq, a predicted model, not a curated record
AUGGCGGCGGGGGAUUUGGGGAAAUCCCCCCCAGAUUUGGGGAUCCCCCCGAGGGUCCGCCCAACACACCCCAGGUGCCCCCAGCGCUGCUCCCCCCCGUCAGGCCCUGAGCCCCCCACCAGUCCCCCCUGGGUUAUCCCCGUUGUUUUGAGCCCCUUUUUGCUCCCCAUCCCUCAAACUGCUGACAUGGAGCUCACGUCCUCCCUGAUGGAAAAAAUCUCCGUGUUGGAACAUGAAAUAGAGAAACAAGCACAAGAAAUCCAGCUGAAGGACGAGAGGAUUGCUGAACUCGAGGAGAAGAUCAAGACUCUUCAGAAAGGAGAAGAUGCUGCUGAUUCUGCUACAGAAGAGCUGGAAAUGAGGUGCCUUCAGCUGCAGAACCAGGUCUGGGAGAUGGAGCGGUUCCUGAAUGACUAUGGUCUGGUUUGGGUUGGAGAGACGUGGGACCAGCUGGAAGAUCCAGAAUCACUCCAGGAUGAAGAGGAGCUGCCAGCAAGGAACAUCUGGAAUCCAGGUGAAGCCAUUGUUUGCCAGCGCCAGAUCGAUUUUGAUUUAAUYUUGGAGAACAUUAAGGAUUUGAACUUGCUGGUCGGAGAAGGCAUUUCUGAGAUCGAGCACACGCCCCAGGGGGCUCGGCUGAGGAGGCCAGAGCCCCUCCCUCUCACCCUGUACCAAAAUGGGAUCAUCGUGGGCAACGGAGCCUUCCGGCCCUACCAGCACCCAGCCACGCAGCAAUGUCUGCAGGACAUCAUGGAUGGUUAUUUCCCCUCAGAGCUGCAGCCACGCUACCCCGAUGGUGUCCCCUUGCAGGUCACUGACAGGAGGGAUGUGGUGUUUCAGAAGCGAGAUUUUCCAAGGAGCUUUCCUGGUCUUGGGCAGAUGGUUGGAACUUCAGAAUCCAGCAAAGUGCAGGAAACCUCUGAGAUCACAGGUCCCAAARCCUCCCUGGAGCARUCUGCCACACUUUCCAAGGCCCUGSAGCACAGAGGGAGAGKGGUCAGUGCCCGAGGUGUGGCUGGAGCAGCACCACAGGGCUCUGAUGGGCAGAGCAGUGAAGAAAUCCUGGUGGAAACAUCCAGGCUGGCUGCCCUGGAGAGGCACAGGGUGAAGCCAACAGAGGAGGCUGAAGCUGCUGGCCCUGAGUUCUGCACUCUGCGCAUCAAAUCCGAGAGUGGUGAGCAAACCUAYGAGGUGAAGAUGCUGCUGACAGACACCAUCGGGGACCUGCGCCGCCACCUCGCCCACAUCAGGGGUGGAAACUCGGGCUCGUUUGAGAUCAUCAGCACCUUUCCCCAGAGGGUUUACACCGAUGACUCCAGGAGCCUGCAGGAAUGUGGGCUGGUCCCCARCGCCUCCCUGCUGCUGCGGAGAAGGGACCCCUCCCCACAGGAGGGGAUGGAGCUGCAAACACUCGGAGAGCUCUGAGCAGGAAGGAGCUGCCUCUCACCGUUACCCAACCUGCCCUGGCUGGAAAAGGGAGAGUUUCCUUUCCAGAUUUGGUUUCACUGUGCCAUUACCAGGGAUGCAGAAGAGCUGGGAGCAGCCAUUUGGUGACUCCUUUGGCAGAGGGGGCCAGGCCCAGCCCUGCUCCUCACAGUGGGUGCUGGUCCCCAAGACAGGAGGGCUCCCACCACAGGGACACCUCCAUCUGCUCCWGGCCUGGCUCCUCAUCUCUGCAGAGGUUCCACAGGCUGACCCCAGCUCAGGGGAGCCUGCCAGCUUCACUUGGCACCUGAGCUGGGCUCAGGGACUCUGGAGCAGCGCGAUGGACACAGCCACGGACAGUUUGCCUUCCACACAAAGCUGCUCCCUACAGAUUUCACCUGCACAAACAGGCUCUGUGCUCUCUGCUGAAGCUCAACCUGAAGGCCUUGAGCCGUUGCAGUGCUGGGGCUGAGCCAGMCUCGACUCAGGCGGGUGAUCCUGCUCCUGGGUUUCCUGUACGUGCACGGCUCCUUCCCUUGGACAGCCCCCAGCUCCGGCCUGCCGGGCGGUGCCCGCCCUCCUCCCUCCCGCUGGAUGCUGCAACAGGACACCGUGUCAUUGGAGAAGAGCAUAAUCCCUCGGCGGCUCUGCCGAGCCCUGAAUAAAGCAUCUUCCUCCCUCUCCCGUGGGCUGGGGCUGCACUCUUCCCUUUCCCUCUCCCUUUCCCCAGCACAUUCCUCCCAUUCCAGCUGUGACAAGCUCUCACUUGACUCCCCGCUGACAACACUCCCACUCAUGCGAGGCACUGCCUUCUGGCAGAUUCCCUCUUUGCACAGACCCAGCCCUCAGUCGAGGCUCCCAAUAAAACCCUUUAUUUCAGCUGCAAUUCCCACUUCCUUUAGAUUUCAAAGGCACAGUUGCUGUGGAAGCUUAGGGUGCCCAGAGCUGCACAAGUCAAACACAGGAAGGAGAGCAGCUGCUUCCACAGCUCCCCGUGAGCAGUGACUCAACCCACACAGCCCUCCCUUUGCUUCCUCCUUUCUCCACCUGUAGCAGACUCAGGAGCAGCUGUUUCCCCUGCCCCUCUGGAUCCCAAUCUUUGUGUUAGGGSUUUGUUUUUCUCUCCCAUGUCUGGCUGAGGCUGUCCCUGCCCCAGGCUGCCCCUGUCACCACRCAGAGGAGAGGAAUGCUCUGGUACCUGUCACUGCUGYGCUGUAGGACAUUCAGACACAGCCUUUGAUUAGCAGCAGCAAUCUAAGGUGUUAAAAUCUUUGUGUCAGGCUGCAGCAGCACGUACAACCCACUUAGCUUCUCUCAGCUG